GAUUUGUUUUCCUAGGCUCAAGUUAGCCCUCAACACACCAUUCUUUGCUUGCUUCUAGUAGGCCUUCUCUCCAUUUAGCCUCUUAAUCCUCUAUUGUCUCUGGCUGUAACACCACUAUUAUGUCCUUGCUGCCUGACCCAAACUCCGUCAAAGUCUACACAGUCAACGGUGCAGCUUCAGGCUCUUCAUCUGCGUUACCAGACUGGCUUACACGAAAACGUGCCAUAAAGGGCAAAGGAAAGCGGGGAGCUAUCCGUGAACAAGUUGAAGGUUCCAUUGAACUCAUCCAGCACUUCGAGUUUCCGGAAGCAAGCAAUAAAGUCAAAACUACACGAGAUGGACAUCAUGCCGUCGCUACUGGCACCUACAAACCUCAGAUCAGAGUCUGGGACUUGGACCAACUAUCGUUAAAAUUUGAACGACAUUCAGAUGCUGAGAAUGUCGAUUUUGUUGUGAAUGCUUUCGGAUGAUUGGACAAAGUCCAUCCAUCUUCAAAAUGACCGCUCGAUAGAGCUACAUGCUCAGGGCGGGCUUCAUUAUCGUGCUCGAAUACCAAAGUUCGGUCGUGCACUAGCCUACCAUUUCCCUUCAUGCGACGCACUCUUCGCGGGUGCAGGAAAUGAGAUCUACCGGCUCAACCUCGAUCAAGGACGAUUUCUAAACCCUCUUGUACUUUCUGGAGACAACGAAGAUGUCGUCGGUGUCAAUUGCAUCGAUAUUAACCCUGCUCAUCAACUAUUUGCCUUCGGUGUAGAAGGGAACGGUACUGUUGAGCUAUGGGAUCCACGUUCGCGGACCAAAGUUGGCAUGCUUCGAUUACCUAGAGACCGACUACUCCCUGCGAAUGCACGAAGUUCGUUACUACCUGGAAUCGACGAUGGAGAUCGACCGCCGCCAAUAUCUGUGACUGCUAUUUCGUCUCGAGAUGAUGGGCUCUCGUAUGCGGUUGGCACGUCAACAGGCCACACGCUAUUGUACGAUAUUCGUUCGGCGCGGCCAUUUGCUACAAAAGACCAGGGUUAUGGUCUGCCAGUGAAGAACGUAUCUUGGAUAGAGGGCGGAAGUCGGAUGGCUGGUGAUGGGUUGGUUCUUAGUGCAGACAGGAAGGUUAUCAAGAUUUGGGAUAGGCUUUCGCCAUCCACAAACUUUACCUCAAUCACUCCCGCAUCGGAUAUCAAUGAUGUGCACCACGUACCUGCAAGCGGUCUGUUAUUGCUUGCGAAUGAGGGUAUCAAGAUGACGACGUAUUAUGUUCCACAACUCGGUCCCGCGCCUCGCUGGUGUAGUUUCCUCGAGAACCUUACAGAGGAAAUGGAGGACCAGACCACGAGGACGGCGUAUCAGGAUUACAAGUUCAUCGAAAGGAGUGAACUUUCCAGCCUCGGCUUGGACCAUCUCAUUGGUACUCCCGCGCUCAAGCCAUAUAUGCAUGGAUACUUCGUCUCAUUGCAACUCUACGAUACCGCUCGUGUCAUUGCCAAUCCCUAUGCGUACGCUGAACACCGCGAACGUGUCGUCAAAGAGAAGAUGGAGAAAAUGGCCGAGACGAGGAUCCGAAGCAAAAAGGGAGCGAACGUCAAGGUCAACAAACAACUAGCAGAGAAGAUCCGCAAAGAGGAUGAACGCGCGAAGAAGAAGGAGGCGAGAAAGAAGACGAAGGAAAAUCAACCAGAUGCAGCAGAAGAGACCAUGGAAGUUGAUGAGCCUGAGCCUGAGGCCAAGGAGAACGAAAAGCCAACUCUGCUCAACGAUCCGAGGUUCAAGGCGUUGUUCGAAAACCCCGAGUUCGAGGUUGACGAAACUAGUAGGGAGUUCGCUCUUCUUAAUCCAUCAUCAGUCGCACAGAGACAGGCUGCUGGUGUUGGUAAUAGAGGUCGGAGGAAGACGGCCGUGGAAGAAGAGGAAGAAGAGGGUGAUAAGUCCUCGAGUGAUGGACUGGGCCACAGCGAGAGCGAGAAGGAAGAGAAUGAUAGCAAGAGCGAAGAUAGUGACGUUGCCGGAGAACUGUGGCAGGACGACAUUCGUGCUCGCAUGGCUGCAAGGGACAGCGGCGCCAGAUCCAGACAACGUUCGCAGCCUGUUCAUCGCAAUCCGAACGUCCGUUUGGUGCCGCUCAAUGCUUCGACGGAUGGACGAGGCGCUCGCGGUGUGGACAGGGACGCUACAUUCGGACAGAGGCGUUCAACAUUUGGUUCUAAAGGCAAAGGCAAAGACAACUCUGCUAGAACAACGGGUGCAGGAGGAAUGGAGAUCAGUUUCAUCCCUCAGACAAGUGCUAUGGACGAUUCUGAUACCGAGAUGGGUGGCGCUCGCACUCUGGCUUCAAAGAAGAAAGGUCCCGAACGGAGGAAAGGUGUGGAAGUGUUCGGUGCAGGCAUGGAGAAAGGUGGUCAAGCUGACGCUGGACGGGAUUUGAGUGAGAAUGAGCGACGCGGACGCACACACAGACGUAUGGGAAUGAGGAGUGGGAGUAAGAACACAUUCCGACGAAUGUAGUCGCAUUGGUUUGGCUUUAGUCUAGUAUUUUAGGGUAUUGUAAUGUGAGUCCAUCCAUGCUUUACCCACUUCUCCUAAUUUAUUCUGAGUCAUGAAAUAGUGAGAUCAUCGACGCAUUUUUCUUCUACGUCAUGGUUCGUAGCUACACUCCUCUUAACGCAGUCUCUGGCCAGUUCUCUCCGACGGUCGUUCUCAUGCUUGUAGGUAUUGUCACUCUGGCCCUUCGACGUAAUUUUAAAGGUGUGAGCUCGGGGUUUGACCCUCUUGAAAUUAGUACAUUACUUUCAAGACUUUAGGUUGCUCGUCGACGUUCUGCAAGACCCAUUACUUUCUUUUGCCUCUGGCCAAAUUUCAAAACCAGAUGAUCCUUUUCUACUGAAGUUGUCGCUGCUUGGCUCGUGACUACUGGUUUUAUUUUUCUCUGUGGCUGCGAAGAUAUACUUAGGUCCUUCAUCCAAAAUUUUCUGCAAAGGCGGAGCAGUACUGCACCCGAUGAACUCCAGGGAUGAGAUCCUCAGUGAUUGCAAUCCGUGAAUGGAAAGUUGCCAUUGAACUUCGGUACAACAUGCGCUGUUCAACAUAACUAAUAUACGUCUUCG
Messenger RNA from Somion occarium, 3095 nucleotides. The record is from the annotation of a GenBank genome assembly. NCBI's taxonomy places the organism in Eukaryota, Fungi, Basidiomycota, Agaricomycetes, Polyporales, Cerrenaceae.